UGGUUAACUAGUAAAAACAAAUUCAAAGAAAUGCAACUACCUUCUCGAAAAGAUUUUAAUAGUGACUUGGAUGGAGUAAAUUAUUGCGAGCAAGGAUGUGAAAGCAAAGAAUGUGAACAU
This is a messenger RNA of Racocetra persica, 120 nucleotides long. NCBI's taxonomy places the organism in Eukaryota, Fungi, Glomeromycota, Glomeromycetes, Diversisporales, Gigasporaceae. The record is from the annotation of a GenBank genome assembly.